UAUAUAAGUGUUUCCUCGCGGCGACCUCCUCCGCUCCGUUUCCAUUUCACUCCUCGUCUCCUCCCUCGACGCUAUUACAUUCCCUUCUCGAGCUCUUCGCAAGCGAUCGUUCGUGUAUCGGAUCGCAUCGGAUCUCAUCGCCCUCUAUCUCUCUCGCUUCUUCUUUCCUUCGGAGAUCGUGGAAUGGAUUCUUGUCCUUCAGUUAAAAAUAUACUUCUCCUUGAUUCUGAGGGGAAGCGAGUAGCUGUCAAGUAUUAUACAGAUGAGUGGCCCACACUUGCUGCAAAGCUGGCAUUUGAGAAAUCUCUCUUUACAAAGACUUUGAAGACUAAUGCUCGGACUGAACCGGAAAUAACAAUGUUUGAUGGCUACAUUGUCAUCUACAAGUUCAUUCAGGACCUGCAUUUUUUUGUAACCGGAGCAAAUGAUGAAAAUGAGCUCAUAUUGGCCGCUGUACUUCAAGGAUUCUUUGAUGUGGUUGGCCUACUUCUCAGGGACAGUGUAGAUAAGAGGACAGCCCUGGAAAACCUGGAUUUAAUCCUUCUAUGCCUUGAUGAAAUUGUUGAUGGAGGGAUCGUUCUUGAGACUGAAGGAACCCUAAUUGCUGGAAAAGUUGCAACCAAUGGCCUUGAUGGGGCCACGUCCUUGUCUGAGCAGACCAUAUCACAAGCUCUUGCCACUGCUCGUGAACAUUUAGCCAGAUCCCUUCUCACGUGAUCCUUUGAACAGGUUCUUCUCACAUGAUUUUCUCAAUAUUCUCUUUAAAGUUAAUUUCUUCUGUGUUAUUUAAUAAUUAGUUCAUUUGCUUGAUUCUUCUAUAUUAUAUUGUUAAACCAUUUGUACUAAUUGAUAGUACAAGGGUUGAAUCUUGCUCGACAAAAGAUAUUAAACAUGUUCUCGAAAGAAAUAAUGAGCUCGCAUAUGGAUUCUUUAUAACCAUUUUGACUCGUGAAAGCAAACCACCAAAAACUACAGUUAUGUUAAGGUAUACCGAAAUUUAAAGUAUUUAAUGAUUCUAA
This is a messenger RNA of Ananas comosus (pineapple), 1019 nucleotides long. RefSeq names its product coatomer subunit zeta-2-like. Gene Ontology annotation, biological process: retrograde vesicle-mediated transport, Golgi to endoplasmic reticulum; intracellular protein transport; intra-Golgi vesicle-mediated transport. NCBI's taxonomy places the organism in Eukaryota, Viridiplantae, Streptophyta, Magnoliopsida, Poales, Bromeliaceae. The record is from RefSeq and is a predicted model, not a curated record. The transcript has 6 exons. Gene Ontology annotation, cellular component: COPI vesicle coat. The coding region runs from base 184 to 717 and encodes 177 amino acids.